Molecule: messenger RNA, 1152 nt
Organism: Saxophila tyrrhenica
Lineage: Eukaryota; Fungi; Ascomycota; Dothideomycetes; Mycosphaerellales; Extremaceae
Exons: 6
Coding region: 1-1152 (383 amino acids)
Molecular function (GO): oxidoreductase activity; zinc ion binding
Source: RefSeq, a predicted model, not a curated record
AUGUCCACCCAAAGCAAAGCUAUCCUCGCCUCCGCCCCCAACUAUCCAGAUCACAGCCCUGGCAGCAACUGGUCCCUCGAGAACAUCUCCGUCCCCAAUGACCUCAAAGAUGGCGAGCUACUCGUCGACAUGCUGGCCAGCGGAAUCUGCCAUACCGACCUCAUCUCCACAGGCGUCCCAGGCGGAACUCCAGGGUUCCCUUACCCUUAUGUCGCCGGCCAUGAAGGAUCCGGAUACGUCAAAGCCGUCGGUCCGGGCGUGAAGAAAGACAUCAAGGUGGGAGACCCGGUCUUGCUGUCAUUCGCUCACUGCGGACAAUGCGAGAGCUGUGAGCAGCGGCAUCCGGCCUACUGUUCAGCUUUCUUCCCGUUGAAUAUCUACCCCGUUGAAGACGUCUUCAAGGCUGAGGAUGACUCUGGGGUAGCCGGGAAGUUCUUCGGGCAGUCCAGCUUUGCGAAGUUGAGCGUGGUGAAGGAGUCGUCGGUACUGGUGGUGCGGGACUUGGUGACUGACAAGGAGGAGUUGAAGCUGUUCGCUCCGCUUGGAUGUGGGAUCCAGACGGGUGCUGGUGCGACGUUGAAUGUUGCGAAGCCGGAGGAGAGGGAUCGGGUUAUGAUUCUGGGGGUUGGCGGUGUUGGAUUGAGCGCGCUUAUGGCGGCGAAGAUGCUCGGUUGCGAGCAGAUCAUUGCGGUAGACAGGGUCAAGUCCAGACUCGAGCUGGCAAAAUCCCUAGGCGCCACCCACAGCAUCGACACUACAGGCGUCGAGGACCUCACCGCCACCUUCAAAGAAAUCACGGGCGGUCGGGGGCCGACCGUCGUCAUUGACACAAGCGCAUACGUCCCGUUGAUGAAAGCAGCAUACAACUCGCUUGCUGCUCGCGGAACGUUCGUUUUUGUCGGCGCCAAUUUGGAUCCGGCUUUUAACAUGGAGUUGGGCAUCACCCAGCACAUGAUGAACGGGACGAGAUUGCUCGGGUGCGCGGAGGGUGAUAGUCUGCCGGAGGAGUUCAUCCCGCAGCUGAUUAAGUAUCAACGGGAGGGCAAGUUCCAGCUUGAUAAGAUCUCGAAGUUCUACAAGGCGGAGGACUUCAAGAACGCGCUGCACGAUAUGCAUACCGGCGAGGCGAUCAAGCCGAUUCUGACAUGGUAA